This is a messenger RNA of Bemisia tabaci, 2203 nucleotides long. It is a transcript of the gene Upf3, whose product is annotated as UPF3 regulator of nonsense mediated mRNA decay. Lineage: Eukaryota; Metazoa; Arthropoda; Insecta; Hemiptera; Aleyrodidae. Gene Ontology annotation, molecular function: mRNA binding. Gene Ontology annotation, cellular component: cytoplasm; nucleolus. The record is from RefSeq and is a predicted model, not a curated record. Gene Ontology annotation, biological process: nuclear-transcribed mRNA catabolic process, nonsense-mediated decay; positive regulation of translation.
ACAAAAAUUGAAACUUGCGUGUUGUCCGUCGUAAUUUUUAGAGAAUGUGGAUUUGUCUUGCUUCUAAUUGUGAUGAUAAGUCUUGUAUAUCAAUUUUCUGCAUUAAAUGUUCCAGUGUGUGAGCCAUAAGCGCUUUUUCAAACAACUUUAACAAUGUGACAAAUGGGUGCAUACAUGGAAGGUUCAUGAAUGAAGGCCGAGUCUUGAACUCUCAAAAGAAGAAGACAUGACUGAAGGUGUCAAGAAGGCAAAUUCAGCCUCCUCGAGAGAUAAUGAAGUUUCUUCAGGAGGGAAUUCCAAGAAAAAAGCGAAAGGGGAGAAAUUUCCAACCAAAGUUGUUGUCCGGAAAUUGCCACCUUCUAUGAAUUUAGAAUCAUUUUUAGACAAUGUGUCUCCAUUACCAGACAAUGAUUACAUUAAUUUUGUGCCUGCCGAUAAUUCACUCUUCCCCCUCAACUAUUCUAGAGGAUAUAUCAAUUUUUCCAAUCAAGAAGACCUACUCAUUUUCACUCAGAAAUUUGAUAACUAUGUUUUUGUGGAUGCCAAAGGACACGAGUAUCCAGCUUUAGUUGAAUUUGCACCCUUUCAGAGAAUACCUAAGGUGAAAACAAACAAGAAAAAAGACAGUAAAUGCAGCACAAUAGAAGAUGAUCCUCACUAUAUCAAAUUCAAAGAACGGUUGCUAGCAGAAGAAGAAGAAAAUGAGAGUGGCAAACAAAAUGUUUUUGAAACAACUUUGCCUGAUGAUGUCCCUGAGAAAGUCACAUCAACGCCCUUACUUGACUAUCUCCGCAAGAGACGAGAAGAAAAGAAAAGAAUUCGUGAAGAGAAAAAGGAGGAACGCAAGAAACGGGAAUUAGAAAGAAGAAAAGUGAAGGAUGAACAACGGAAAGCCAAAAAAGUGGCUUCCACGGUUUCAACAUCAGUAACUGUUUCUGUUCCGUCUGAUACCUAUGAACCAGUGGAAACUUCUGCAAUGAAUUCUGCUAGCGCUGGUUUGAAGGAGAAAGACCGAAUCAAGGAUAAAGAUCCUCUUGGAAAAAGAGGAGCCAAAGAUUUGUUGAAAGCUAUCAAAGUAAAAGAAAAACUAAAUUCAAUUUCGAAGGAUAAAGAAAAAUCUGGGAAAAGCUAUAGAGAGGAAAGAUUACGCCGAAUCGAGCAGCGUGAGGAGCUGCGGAAAAAAAACUCAAAAACUGGUGAUUCAAAUGAGACCAUUAAUCAAGAGUCUGGUGAUAAGGAUAAAAAGAUUGAUAAUUCUUCAACGCACAGUCAACAUGAUGACAAAGAAGACAAGUACAAAAAGCAAAAACCGAAAAUAGACAGUUUCCAAAAACCCAGAAAGAAAGAGUUUGAAAAACGAAGUAGUGAGUAUUACAAAGGAAAAAAAGAAUUUCAAAGUGAUAAGCCCAAGAAAAAAAUACUUGUUCAUAAACCUCAAGAUGGCUCAAGUGUUUCAGAAAAUAAAGAAAAUAAUUCAAACUGUGAUAAAGGUAAGGAGGGCGAAUCGGAGGAGGCUCCAGAAAAACAGGGAGCUAAAUUAAAAUCAGGCAUUGGGUCCCAGGACUCGGUCGGAAAAUCUGGAGAAACCGAAAAAAAAGAUAAACCCUCUAAAGACUCAGACUCUAUCCAGAAAAAAAGUAAAUCUCAAGAUACCUCAGUGAAACCAAGUAGUUCUGUCAAAAAGAAAGCAGAAAAUGAUAAAGAACAAUCAAAAAAGACGAGUGAAUCCUCCACCUCCUUGACGAAUGCUAAAAACUCUGAAGACUCUUCAGUUAAACCACUAGAGCACAAGAAAAUCUCUAAAAACCAGUCCUCAUCUCUAGGAAAUUCCACAGAAGGAGACAUUUCUCCUGUGUCGAAACCAGAACGGAGAAGGUCACUUGAGUCACAAGAUUCAGUUCAGGAUAGUGAUUCUCAAUCAAGGAAGGAUCCCAGAACUGAAAGACGGAUCAGAAACAAGGACCGACCAGCGCUGGAGAUUUAUAGACCUGGAAUGGGUAGAUACAGCAAGCAGAGGUUAGAGAAAGUUUUAGGGAGCAGCACCGAGCGCGAUACCCCCUCUCCAAGUCCGUCAAUCACAUCUAACUAAAAUUGAUAAUAGGCCUCUAAGCUAAUAAAAUGUUUCUUCAAAGUAACUAAUUAUGAAUGUAAAUUUAAGUUUUUAAGAUUUUUGUUAAAAAUAAAAUAUUUUUCAGUUUUUUAA